Molecule: messenger RNA, 974 nt
Organism: Phodopus roborovskii (desert hamster)
Lineage: Eukaryota; Metazoa; Chordata; Mammalia; Rodentia; Cricetidae
Product: vomeronasal type-1 receptor 4-like
Biological process (GO): G protein-coupled receptor signaling pathway
Cellular component (GO): membrane
Molecular function (GO): pheromone receptor activity
Source: RefSeq, a predicted model, not a curated record
CUGGACACAAAAUUUUUCUACCUAGGAAGGAAAAAAUGGUUUUGAAGUUUAUUAAGGAAAUAAUUUUCCUCUUCAUGAUUAUGGUUGGUUUUCUGGGGAAUAUUUCAGUUUCUAUGAAUUGUAUGUUCAGUUGGUGGGGAGGCCCUGGGAAGAAACCCAUACACCUUAUUCUCAUCCACUUGGCCUUUGCAAACAUUAUAAUCCUUUUUGCAAAAGGAUUGCCAAAGACAAUGGCAGCUUUGGGUUUGCGAAACUUCCUAGAUGACAGAGGCUGUAAGAUCAUCAUUUACCUAGAUAGGGUGGCCCGUGGAGUCUCCAUCUGCACCAGCAGUCUCCUCACUGUGGUCCAGGCCAUCAUCAUCAGUCCCAGAGCAUCUGGGUGGAGGAGGUUCAAACCAAAGUCUGCAUGGCACAUCCUUCCAAUCUUUUCACUCUUUUGGAUGCUCAGUGCUUUAGUAAGUAUGAACUUAAUCCAUUCCAUCACAAGUAGAAGCCUGAAUACAUCACAGCUUAAGAGUGAAGACAACUAUUGUUAUUUUAUGCAAGAAAGUCAGAAAACAAAGUGGAUUGUUCUCCCUCUCAUGGUCCUGAGAGAUGCAGUGUUUCAGGGUGCCAUGGGAGGGGCCAGUGGCUACAUGGUCCUUCUUCUCCACAAGCAUCACCAGCAUGUCCUCUACCUUCAGAACUCCAAGCUUCUCUACAGAACUCCCCCUGAGCUGAGAGCUGCUCAGAGUGUCCUCCUGCUGAUGCUCUGUUUUCUUUUCUUCUAUUGGACAGAUUGUGCUUUCUCUCUAUUUUUAAGUUUCUCUUUCGGAUACAAAUCCUUGAUGAUAAAUAUUCAAGAAUUUAUGACCCUUGGUUAUGCAACUUUUAGUCCCCUUGUGUUGAUUCACAGGGAUGGACUUUGGCUGAGUGUUGGCAUGCUCAAUGAGAGAAAUUGUGAAAACUAUCUCUCUCAUUUUUCUGUUCAAUGA